CUCCUGUCCUACCGGGUUAAAACAAAAAAAAAAAUGCAGUUAACGUUAUAAAUAAGACUUGAUAGCUGUUCAUUGUUUAACCAGGGGGGGAAGUGUUUUGUUUGUAAACCGACGUAUCUGCGUUGGAUAUUUGUACAAAUAUUGAACUUUGCUUUGAGUUGUGAGCAGUGUGUAAUAACAUGGCUCCAACGAUUCAGACUCAAGCUCAGCGAGAAGACGGACACAGUCGUCAGUCCUCACACAGAACUGUUCCGGAAAGGUCAGGAGUGGUCUGCAGGGUGAAGUACUGCAACAGCCUGCCUGACAUCCCCUUCGACCCCAAAUUCAUCACAUAUCCAUUCGACCAGCACAGGUUUGUACAGUAUAAAGCCACUUCUCUUGAGAAGCAGCACAAGCAUGAGCUCCUGACUGAACCAGACCUCGGGGUGACCAUUGAUCUCAUCAACCCAGACACAUAUCGCAUUGACCCUAACAUUCUGUUGGAUCCUGCUGAUGAAAAGCUGUUGGAAGAGGACAUCCAGGCUCCAUCCAGUUCAAAGAGGUCACAGCAGCAUGCCAAAGUUGUCCCGUGGAUGAGAAAGACAGAAUAUAUUUCCACAGAGUUUAACAGAUAUGGCGUUUCCAACGAGAAAGUGGAGGUCAAGAUCGGCGUAUCUGUCAAACAACAGUUUACUGAAGAAGAAAUCUACAAGGACAGAGACAGCCAGAUCUCUGCGAUUGAGAAGACAUUCGAGGAUGCACAGAAAUCGAUUGCACAGCACUACAGUAAACCAAGAGUUACCCCAGUGGAGGUACUUCCUGUGUUCCCUGACUUCAAGAUGUGGAUCAACCCAUGCGCUCAGGUCAUCUUUGAUUCUGAUCCUGCACCUAAGGACCAGUCAGCACCAGCAGGAGUGGAAAUGAUGUCUCAGGCCAUGAUCAGGGGUAUGAUGGAUGAGGAAGGAAACCAGUUUGUGGCCUACUUCCUGCCAAAUGAAGACACCAUUCGCAAGCGCAAGAGGGACUGUGAUGAGGGGAUGGACUACAUGCCUGAAGAUCUGUAUGAUUACAAGAUAGCCAGGGAGUACAACUGGAACGUCAAAAACAAAGCCAGCAAGGGUUACGAAGAGAACUACUUCUUCAUCUUCAGAGAUGGAGAUGGUGUUUACUACAAUGAGCUCGAGACGAGAGUGCGUCUGAGCAAGAGGAGAGCCAAAGCUGGAGCACAGUCCACCACAAACGCAGUGUUGGUGUGUAAGCACAGAGAUAUGAAUGAGAAAGAACUUGAAGCCCAGGAUGCGCGUAAAGCUCAGUUGGAGAAUCAUGAGCCUGAAGAUGAAGAGGAAGACAUGGACAAGGACAUGCAAGACUCCGGCGACGACAAAGACAAAGGCAGCGGCAGCGAGGCUGAGAACUCUGGCAGCGACUCGGAGAGGGAAGAUGAAGAACAGGAGCAAAGGGGAGAAGAGGAGGAGGACGAGGAGGAGAGGGCCAAGCGGAAGAGGAAGGAGAGCAUCAGCGGAAGCGAGAGCGGCGGAGAGAGAACCCGAGAAAUGCGAGACGAGGAAGAGAUCUUCGGAAGCGACGACGACAGCGACGACAACGAGCCCAAGAACUCAGCGAGGAGCAGUGGGGGGGAGGGCAGCGGGAGCGAGGACGAUGGAGGAAACAGGGGAGGCAGCAGGAGUCGCAGUGCAUCUCCGGCACGGAGCGACCGCAGCAGCGACCACUCGGAGAGGAAUCAGAGUGGGAGUGGUAGCGACAGAGGCUCAGAUUCCAGUGAUGCUAGUGACAGUGAAUAAGGUCAGGGAUCUGGACGAGGUGAUGGCCACCUGUCUCAUGUGUACGUAUGGCUCUACGCUGAACGUGAUAUUAUCCAAGUCUUGGACUGUAGUUUUUUGACGACGCAAAUGAAAUCAGAUACGUUAUUAAUGCGUGAUGAUCCCUUCAACACAGUUUUUUAUUUGUAGACUUCACUUGCCCACAGGUAGCUAUAUGUACGCCAUUCCUGUGUUUUUUGUCUAUCACAUAUUCAGUACAAGAUCAUGUAAAAAUGUCUUUGUUCUCCCAGUUUUUGACGUGUCAUGGUAACACGGCAUUGACCUGUUAAUAAAAAGGUGACAUUUUGUAAGAAA
Messenger RNA from Labrus mixtus (cuckoo wrasse), 2114 nucleotides. It is a transcript of the gene paf1, whose product is annotated as PAF1 homolog, Paf1/RNA polymerase II complex component. Gene Ontology annotation, cellular component: Cdc73/Paf1 complex. The record is from RefSeq and is a predicted model, not a curated record. Bases 180 to 1781 code for a protein of 533 amino acids. Lineage: Eukaryota; Metazoa; Chordata; Actinopteri; Labriformes; Labridae. Gene Ontology annotation, biological process: transcription elongation by RNA polymerase II. Gene Ontology annotation, molecular function: RNA polymerase II complex binding; chromatin binding. The transcript is spliced from 14 exons.